Molecule: messenger RNA, 1905 nt
Organism: Myxozyma melibiosi
Lineage: Eukaryota; Fungi; Ascomycota; Lipomycetes; Lipomycetales; Lipomycetaceae
Product: amidase signature domain-containing protein
Exons: 6
Coding region: 134-1804 (556 amino acids)
Source: RefSeq, a predicted model, not a curated record
AGUAAUUUUUACGCAAGCCCGAGGCUUAUUAGGACUUCAAAAACAUAGAACAGCAGCUGCUCUUGUCGCAAACACCUCAAUUGGGACGCGACUGCAAAUUCGAAGCCAAUAAGUGUCUAUAUAUAAUCCAAGGAUGUCUACGUGGCAAGAGAUUGCCGCAAAGAAGCGUGCGGACCGUGAGGUUCUGCUUGCUCCCUUCAAGCUUCCCGAAGCUGAACUCCCGCCUGCCGACCAAUUGAACGUCUACGAUUUCAUCUCGAGCGGAUGUGCGGAUAGCUUGCUUUCUGCGAAGGACAAGGAAAUCACCGAAAUUGAUGAUAUCGACGAGCUGGCUGCUAAGAUUGCUGCUGGCACUUACUCCGCGACUGAGGUCAUUACUGCGUACAUCAAGCGUGCCACUGUCGCGCAUCAAUUGACAAAUUGUCUUUCUGAGGUCGUUUUCGAGCAGGCCAUUGAACGCGCCAAGUUUCUCGAUGAGUACUACGCUAAGAAUGGAAAGCCUAUGGGCAAAUACCACGGUGUUCCAUUGACAUUGAAGGACCAGUUCAAUGUCCAUGGAGUCGAUACCACUUUAGGAUACGUCGGUCGCUCUAACAACCCUGUCACCGACAAGUCCAAGGAGGCUGUGUUGGUGACUAUCUUCGAGAAGGAGGGUGCCGUUGUUAUUGCGAAGACCAACCUGCCCCAAAGUAUCAUGUGGUGCGAGUGCAACAACCCCUUGUGGGGAUUGACUGUCCACCCCCGCCGUCGUGAUUUCACCCCUGGUGGAUCUACUGGUGGUGAGGGAGCUCUCCUCGCUCUCAAGGGUAGCAUCAUGGGCUGGGGUACUGAUCUUGGUGGAAGUGUUCGCAUUCCGCAGAUCUUCAACGGUGGAUACGGAUUGAGACCUAGUGCGUGGCGUAUUCCUUACGAGGGAGUUCCGGUCACUAUCGACGGACAGGAGCAUGUUCCCAGUGUCAUUGGUCCCAUGACUCGCACUCUCAACUCGCUCACAUCAAUCACCAAGGCUGUCAUUGACAAUGAGCCCUGGAAGCUGGACCCCAAGUGUAUCCCUAUGCCUUGGCGUCAGGAGCUUUACGACGAGACUUUGAACAAGAAGAAGUUCAUUUUUGGAGUCAUGCGAGACGAUGGUGUUGUUCGCGUUCAUCCUCCAAUUGAGCGCACUCUCAACCAAGCAGUUGAGCGACUUCGGGCUGCUGGCCACGAGGUUGUUGAGUGGUCUGCUCCUGAUCUCCAUGCUGAGCUGGUGCCUAUCCUCAACAAGUUCUACAUCGCUGACGGUGGAGAGGAUGUCAAGAGCGAUGUCAACAAGCUCGGUGAGCCACUGAUGCCCUACGUUGACCGAAUGGUCAACCGCGGCCCCCCCAUUCCUAUCACCGAGUACUGGCACAACAUGGUGCUCAAGCGUGAGUUCCAGAAGAAGUACCUUGACAGGUGGAACGCUUCGGGUGCUCUCACUUCUACCGGCGAGCCCAUCGAUUUCAUCUUGGCUCCCGGAUGCCCUCACACUGCUGUUCCUGUGGACAAGACCAGCUGGGUUGGUUACACCCGUGUCUGGAACGGUCUCGACUACACCACCACGGUUUUCCCUGUCUCCAAGGUUGACAAGGAGAUCGACAAGUUCAACGAGGAACAAGCUGCUUACGUGCCCCGUAACGACUGGGACGAGGCUAACUGGCCUGUCUAUAACCCGGAGACCAUGGACGGCAUGCCUGUCAACCUGCAGAUCGUCGGUGGACGUUUUGCCGAGGAGAAGACUCUUGCAGUCACCAAGAUCGUCGAGGAGAUCCUUGCGGGAUUGUAGAAAGAGUGCCUCUCGUGUUAAUGUUAGAUCCGGAAAUUCUGUGCCUUCUGCGCCUAGACAUCGCUGUCCUUUGGACCAAUUCAACUCUCUAAUUGAUAAAA